AUGAGAAAAGGCUCCUGGAAAAGAAUCAAUGACAGGUUUCCUUCGCAUGUUGUUCGGUUUUCGGAUGAAGAUGUUUCUAUUACUGGGAAUGAUGGUCAUGACGGUCGUCUUCAUUGGCUUUGUAAUGUUGUUUCCCGAAGAGCUAAGCAAACAAUAAUAGCAUUUGAUUUGGCUACUGAGACAUUCAGUGAGAUUUAUCUUCCUGAUUCCAUAGCAAAUAAUAAGAAGGAACCGAGGAAGCAGGUUUUGGGAGAUUUGGAUGGUAAACUAUGUGUGAUGUCGUACAUCGAAGAUGGCGACAUCAAAGAUGGCGGCGUUGAGGUUUGGGUGAUGAAUGAAUAUGGGGUGGCUGAAUCUUGGGUGAAACACCAUAUAUUGUCACAGUUUAGUGGUAACGUAGUUCCGAUUGGAAUCACAUUAAGUAAUGAGUUCAUUCUGCAAGGCGAUGACGAUAGUCUAGCUUUGUAUGAUCACAUUGCUGCCAAGGUUAAAUCCUUCAAGGUUAUAGAUAUAAAUAGAUAUUCUUAUGGCACUGUCCAAAUUGUUCCUUAUGUGGACAGUCUUGUGUGGAUAGCACCUGCUAAUAGAGUGGAUCAACAACAGUUGCGCCAUAUGUUCGUUGCAAAUUUCGGUAAACUCAUAACAGAUUGGUGA
Messenger RNA from Helianthus annuus (common sunflower), 654 nucleotides. Its product is annotated as F-box/kelch-repeat protein At3g06240-like. NCBI's taxonomy places the organism in Eukaryota, Viridiplantae, Streptophyta, Magnoliopsida, Asterales, Asteraceae. The transcript has a single exon. Bases 1 to 654 code for a protein of 217 amino acids. The record is from RefSeq and is a predicted model, not a curated record.